Molecule: messenger RNA, 1923 nt
Organism: Cynoglossus semilaevis (tongue sole)
Lineage: Eukaryota; Metazoa; Chordata; Actinopteri; Pleuronectiformes; Cynoglossidae
Product: NAD-dependent protein deacetylase sirtuin-3
Exons: 8
Coding region: 653-1738 (361 amino acids)
Cellular component (GO): nucleus
Molecular function (GO): NAD+ binding; histone deacetylase activity, NAD-dependent
Source: RefSeq, a predicted model, not a curated record
UAAAACAUAAAAGUGCUUUUGAUAACGUUGUGACAACUCAAACCCUACAGAUAUAUUAAUUAUGAAGUCUUAAAAUAGAUUGUUGAUGUGGCUGAGUUAUGACAAAUAACCAUGUAAUAUAAUUAUGUAUAUUCUUUGUCUUUUUCAAUUUUAAUAUCGUUUUAAAAUCGUCACCGGAAAUACUGCACCACGUGACUCUAGUUCUCUUUCCCGCUCUCGUUCGUAAUAUUGUAUACCCGUGAAGAACAGCAGAGUGACAGCUCAGUUCUGUCUGUUUAGAAGCUCCGCCAAAUUAAAGUAUCUUAAAGUGUUAGCGUACAUUAUUUCUGCCGUGAUUGAAACAUGUAUUCACUAACAAAUUCAGACAAUUGCUGAAAAAGCCCGACCAGUGACACCAACGGAGUGAGCAGCCUGUCUUCAUCUGUUACCAGCUAGGAGCUCGGCCCUCUGCAGACAGCUUUCUACAGGUGUGGGAAUGAAGAGAUGCACGUCAGGUUUGCAGAAAUAGAAACCACAACCUUGAAUCACCUGCACACACACACCUCCCAGUCCAAACACACUGAAUCAAAGGAUUCUCAGGACUCUGAGCCAGGACCGUAUCAGAAGCAAGAGAAGAAACAGUGGACCUGUUCUGGUCCAGGACCUUGGCAAGAUGAGCGCGAGUGGUCGAGACCUUUUAUUAAGCAAUAAAGGAAAGAUGCCCACACUCAGCAAUGCCCCUCCUCCUGGGCCCAGAGCUGUUUCUGCUAAGAAGUCCUCCCCCUGUAAAGGUCUUGCCCAUGUAGCCCGACUGAUGAAACUUGGAAGAUGUAAAAAUGUGGUGGUGGUGGCAGGGGCGGGGAUCAGCACUGCCAGUGGAAUCCCAGACUUCAGAACUCCAGGGACAGGACUUUAUGACAACUUGCAGAAGUAUAAUCUGCCUUACCCAGAGGCGAUUUUCAACAUCGACUAUUUCUCGGACAACCCACAGCCCUUCUUCUCUCUUGCUAAAGCUCUGUUUCCUGGCGGCCAUCGACCCAACUACGUUCACUAUUUUAUCCGCAUGUUACAUCACAAAGGCCUGUUGCUGCGAAUGUAUACACAGAACAUCGAUGGACUGGAGAAAUUGUGUGGCAUCCCAGACGACAAACUUGUCGAAGUCCACGGCAGUUUUGCCUCAGCGUCCUGUCACUUGUGCUACACUCCGUACCCUGCUGAGGAAGCUAAGCAUAAAAUAAUGAGCGGCAAGAUCCCCGUGUGCACAUUCUGCACAGCUACCGUCAAACCUGAUGUUGUGUUUUUUGGAGAGGACCUUCCUCAGAAGUUUUUCCUUCACACAGAAGACUUCCCCAAAGCAGACCUGCUUAUCAUUAUGGGCACAUCGCUGCAGAUUGAGCCGUUUGCCAGCCUGGUAAACACAGUGCGCUCCACUGUACCACGUCUCCUCCUGAACCGACACGCCGUGGGUCCAUUUGAGAAGGUCCGACUGAAGAGAGGCGAUCACAUGGAGCUGGGUGACCUCGAGGUCACAGUCAGACACUUUGCUGAGAUGCUCGAUUGGGAUGAUGAGGUCACAGAGCUGAUGAGAAGCCACGCAACAACAAGCAGUGGAUCACCGAUAACUAGUUACCCAUUAGUGAGCGGAGAGACGCAGUUUGAAGGAGAAGUUACGGCAGGGACUCCUGAUGGGAUGGACAGCGAGGAGGCAGACUCAGAGGUGGACAGUAAAAGCUCAGCGUCCGCCAACAUGGACCACUGAGGGUUAAGGUGUUUUUUCUGUUUAUUUCACACUGAGACUUGUAAAUGUAUGGUCUUGAUCUCAAUUGUAGCUUCUUUUUAAAAGAAUUUCCACUGAAAAUCUUCCUUUAAGUAUUUUUGCACCAUAAUGUUGUACAUCAUCACUGUAUUUUUUUAACAAAAUUUAAUAAAGCUUUAUUUGCUAUC